CGAGGAGGACAUGGAGCCGAACAGCUACGAGUUCUCCAGCCUGGAGCCUUUCUCGGCCUACGAGGCGCAGAUUCGCUGCAUCCCUGAGGACCGGAAGGGCUUCUGGAGCGACUGGAGCCCGCCCCUGACCUUCCGGACCCCCGAGGACGCCCCGCAGGGCCUGGUGGACGUGUGGCAAGCGGCCGGCCCCCCGGAGCCCGGACAGCCCAGCCUGCUGCUGCUGUGGAAGGUGAGACCCGUCCGGGUCUGUCGUGGUAGGGUUGAGGCUUCCCGGGGCGUAUCCCCUGGGUACCAAAGGGGUACAGCAGGCAGCUUCCUGUUGGUGCCGUCUGAUUGGCUACUUUCCGCCGUCACGUGACUCGCGGUGGGCACUCUGGUGUUAGGCUCCAUUCUGAUUGUCUUUCCUGCCCGGACACGCCUUCGCCCCCACGUCCUGCCCUAAACCGAAGGGUCACGUCUCCACACGGCGGCUAAUCCGCGGCCACGUCCCACCCCAGAAGUGGCUGCAUUGCAGGGUUGGCCACAGUU
Molecule: messenger RNA, 528 nt
Organism: Pelodiscus sinensis (Chinese soft-shelled turtle)
Lineage: Eukaryota; Metazoa; Chordata; Testudines; Trionychidae
Source: RefSeq, a predicted model, not a curated record